Anopheles arabiensis is the source of this 4435-nucleotide messenger RNA. RefSeq names its product DE-cadherin-like. The transcript has 3 exons. Gene Ontology annotation, molecular function: calcium ion binding. The coding region runs from base 118 to 3225 and encodes 1035 amino acids. Gene Ontology annotation, biological process: homophilic cell-cell adhesion. The record is from RefSeq and is a predicted model, not a curated record. Gene Ontology annotation, cellular component: cell-cell junction; plasma membrane. NCBI's taxonomy places the organism in Eukaryota, Metazoa, Arthropoda, Insecta, Diptera, Culicidae.
GAGUAUCCCAACGCAUUGUGUUAAAGUGUUACCAGUGAUUCAAUGUAGACGCAUCGGAUAAUCAAUUUCCGAAAGAUAUAACAGAAACGGACAUUCAUUAGUCUUCCAAGCAAAAAAAUGAAACCGGUCCAAUUGAUGCUCAACGUCAUGAUAUUAUCAUUCUGUAUCAAAUUGCACGCAGCAAAUAUCCAAACGAUCACAGAAGAUGUAAAUGAAAUCGACACAAAAAGUCUCACCGUCGAUUCGAAUUAUAUACCCUCGUUUACCAAGUUUCCAUGGGCUCCCAUUGUACUCAAUGAAACAUACGACCAAUUCUACAGUUCAUUAGCUCAAUUUGAGGUGAACACGAAUUUAAAUGAUGGAACAAGUGUUGUAUUUGAUAUCGUUCAAGAAAAUGAUUCGACAGCUAACAUACAAACUACAUUUAUCUUAGAGCAGGUCAAUAACACCGCAUACAUAAAGCUGGGAGGCAAACUUGACUAUGAAAAGGUGCAGGAAUAUAGAAUCACGGUACGAGCAAUAAAUUUCAGAGGCUUGAAAGCAGAUGCAACAAUGCUCGUCAAGGUCUUAGACGAGAACGAUAACAUUCCAGAGUUUAUAGGAGACUCGAAUGGAGUUAUCCUCGAACACGAGCCAGUAGGCACAUUCGUGAUGCAAGUAAAGGCACAUGAUAAUGACGGGACAUCGGCCAACAACAUCGUAUCGUAUCGGCUCGAGGGUACUGCUCAACAGUAUUUCCACAUUGACAGCAAAACUGGCAACAUUACGUCAUUGAUGGAGUUCGAUCGUGAGGCGAAGGAUAUUUAUCCUGUAACUGUGGUUGCCGAAGAUAACUCACCAUCCGUCCUGUUCAAUAAUGGAAAGCCAAACAGUGCGGUAAAACAGUUGUUCAUAAGAGUUUUGGACAAACGCGAUCAUCCGCCACCGUUUGAGGAACAAUAUUACGAGGUGAACAACAUACCAGAAGACGCUGACACCAAUACAAGUGUUAUCAAGGUGAAGGCAACGGAUCUGGACAAAGAUCCCAAGAUUAAAUACAGCAUUAUAGAGAAUAACAUUGGAAAGGCGUUUAAGAUCGAUGAGGACACCGGUCUUAUUUCAGUUAACAAAAAGCUCGACUAUGAAUCGAUUCAAGAAUACGAUUUAGUCGUGCAGGCCCAUGACGGACUUUUUAAAAGCACAACCAACGUACGGAUUCAAAUAAAAAAUCUGAAUGACAUUGCACCGCAAAUUUUGAGCUUAACAAACGUCACGAUCAAAGAAAACACCAUUCCCUUGGAUUGUAUUGCAAAUUUGUGGGCCUAUGAUCCAGACAUCGAGAAUUUCGAGUUCCCACAAAACAUACAAUAUGCACUUCCCAAAGAACACCAGCACCUCUUAAGCAUCGACGACAAAGGAUGUCUUAAACUGCUCCAGCCUCUUGAUCGUGAUCCUCCACAUGGGCAUGAAGUGUUACAAAUCAAUAUUACCAUUACAGAUGAAAACGGUAAGGGAAGAACGGCUAUGGAAACAGUUUACAUCUUCGUUGAAGACAUUAACGACAACGCGCCCCAGCUUACCAAUAGAAUGCCAGUUGUGUGGAGCGAGAACCGCCCUUCAGCCAUGAUCACGAAGCUGACUGCAGAAGACGCUGAUGGAGAGCACAAUGGACCGCCGUUCUUCUACAGUGUCGAUCCCGACGCCCCAACCGAGAUCAAAAAUCGCUUCCAGACUGUAGGUGAUGAGCUGUAUUCAUUGGUGGAGUUUGAUCGCGAGCAGCAGAAACAAUACUUGGUACCGAUACUGAUUCGAGACUCGGGUCAUAAACCGAUGAGCGCCGUCAGCAAACUGUUGGUGGUGAUUGGUGACAAAAAUGACAACGAAAUGCAAAUGGGCCAGAGCCACAUUCUCGUCAACAAUUACGAAGGCAAGCUGGCAGAUACGCAGAUAGGUCGAGUGUAUGUCAGCGAUCCAGAUGAUUGGGAUGUAUCAGACAAGAUGUUCCUUUGGGAUGAGAUGACGCCCGAGACGAAUAGGAAGCUCUUCAAACUCAACAUCAACACCGGUAUGAUCACGAUGAUAAAAGGCACACCCGAAGGAAUAUACAAUCUAGCGUUCACUGUGAUUGAAGAAUCAUCCUAUUUUCCACGGCACAACGUAUCUGCUCGAGUGACGGUGUCAGUGAAAAACAUCUCGGCAAAAACAGUCAACCAGAGUGGAUCGAUUCGCUUCUACAAUGUAACGGCUGAGAAAUUCAUAUCUCAGACACUGGGUGAGCUCAACACACCCAUGUAUCGACUUCAGGAAAGCAUUGCAACCAUUCUGGAUACCAGCCCAGAUCAGGUGGACAUAUUCACGAUCAACAAUCGUAAGCUUGCCCGGGGUGCAUUCUUGGACGUGUUCUUUGCAGUAGAUGAUACUAUUUACACAUCGUCAGAGGUCUUAAAUGCAGUGUUAAGUUUGCAUCUACGCCAAUUGGAGGAAGACGUCGGGUAUCGGAUUGUGACGGUUGGUAUCGAUGAGUGCAUCGAGAAAGGACAAACAUGUACACAGACAUGCGAGAACAAGGUCCUUAAAACAGCAAAACCAAUCGUAGUGCACACCAACACUAACUCGUUUGUGGGAAUGACCACCUUGGUGCAAGCAGAGUGCAUCCCACAGAUAGAAUCUUCGUUGGUAGCAUGCUUGAACGGUGGCACUUUCCAGAAUGGUAAAUGUAAUUGUCCCACGAGGUUCGAAGGUCCCCAGUGUGAGAAAUUGGACAUCUGUUUUGAUGGAAUUGGGUAUGCAAUCUAUCCAUCGAUCAACAGUGGCAACGUAAACAACAUCAGCAUCGAGUUAUUGCCCCGACAAAAAGACGGGUUGGUAUUCUACAUGGGUCCUCUGAAGUAUGAUCCAUCUUUGAAGGCAUCACCUUUUCUGGCAUUGAAAAUCAACGAUGGUAUGUUGGUCUUACUAUUGGACUAUGGAACUGGGACGAGCCGUUUCGAGCAUCAACCAAUAGUUUUACACGAGAUUACUAAAGUUCAGGUUAUUUUACAGCCAAAUAAGAUUGAAAUAAAAACGGUGAACAAUAAGAUGGUGAGCAGUAGGAGUCAUUAUGAAAACAAGGAAUGGAGCGGGUUUCUUCCAGUUUUUGCUGCUUUCAUUUCAACAGAAGACAACAAACAUGACCUAGUUGAUUAUUCCCUAGUGUGUUCCACUAAAACAGGCCUGGACGAGGUAUCGCAUGUGGUGACGGUUUAAGUUUUGCCAUCAUUUUGAGUUAAUUAUUUUUAGAAAAAUUUGAACUAAAUACGCAGUUAUAUUAAAUAAUGUGUUUUUCUAAUGUAAAUAAUCUAUAACCAUCUCCAAACAGGCCUAUACCCUUCCUCAAUCCACGUGUACAAUGAUCGGUACAUUAAAGUGAUCACUACUUACAAUUUUACAUUUGUUCUAUUUGUUAUACUACAACUUUGAAUUUUUACUUAUAAGUUGUUAUGCGCUUAUAAAUGUACAAUGGGAAUGAAAAUGAAUUGCUUUAAGAAAAAUAUUACACCAUCUGUCAUUACUAUAUGGACAGUUGUUUUUCCUGAUUUGCGGAAAAUCCGGCUGAGAUAGGUUAAAACAGUGCAUCUAUUAAUUAUGAAAAAUACUAUUCUUUGUCUGUUUUUUUCGACAUUUUGAAACAAUUAUUACAUGUCAUAUUACAAAAAAAAAACGAAUUUAGGGUCGUAACAUAUGUGUAAAGAUAUUUCGAAAAAUAGGUUUUUAUUCUAACUAAUACAUUUAAAAAUUGCCCAAAAAUACAAAAAAAAACUUAUUUUUGGAUUUUUUGACUUAUUCAAAAUAAAUUAUUUGGCGAUCUCUAAAACAAGUUUUUAUAAGGGGGCGUCCAUAAAUUACGUAACGCUCAAAGGGGGGGGGAGGGGGUUCCCUGUAGCGUUACGGUUUGUUACAUAGGGGAGAGGGGGGGUUCACAUUCUGUUACGUAACGUAAUACAAUCCUAUCACUGGUCACUGACAAAUGAUCGCCCACCUGGGUAAGUUUUGCACUUUUAUUUCUUUGUAUCUUUUGAUAGGGAAUACGAACUUGACAUUUAUAAAACACCAAAACAGAGGUUUGACAGAAAAUUGCCAUGAAAAAAUCCACCGUGUAAUACAGGUUUAAGAGCCGUGUGUCUCAGGUAAAGACUGUAGUUUUCAAUCUUACCGUCAACAAAAUUCAAACAGUUACAUGUCAUUCUACGCUAAACGCAUCGACCUGUAUAUUAUUGUUGGUAAACAACAGUCGUGCGGUGCUGUCAAUCAGGAUUAGUUGGAUAAUUCGGCUGCCUCGAUCAUCCGGACCACCCGGAUGAUCGAGAAAGGGAAUUCGUAACGUUACGAGACAGGGAACGAUUAAGCGGUAGUAGCGAAGAAACAGGCAAAUAAAGCGCAGCAAAUUUUUAACCCUCCCUUCAAAAAGGUGUUAAAA